UGAUAGUACGAUGGAGUUUUAUUCUUUGUCUGAACGGGCUAGUAAAAGCAAAACCCUGGAUGAAGAUAAACGCUAGUGCCCCACUUUGGUUUUCCACUCUCUUUUCUCUUUAUCUUCUCUCUUUUGUUUUCUUUUGUUUGAGGAACAAACGGUGGAAACCUAAUAGCUAUAGAGUUACCCUACACUUAUAAAAAAGAGGAACAGCUUCUUGCCCUAAAGAAAGAGGAGGGAAUUUCGGGAAGAGCAGAAAAGAAAGAAGAAAAAAGGGUUUCUGAAAAUACCAUAGUUUUCUUUUUUUAACAAGAAAAAAUAUUUUAUUUUAUUUUAUUUUAUUUUUAAAUUCGGUACAAUAUAAGAGCAUUAAAAAAAACGAAUAGGAAUGGGAAGAGGAAAAGUGGAGUUGAAGAGGAUCGAGAACAAGAUAAAUCGACAGGUGACAUUUGCAAAGAGAAGGAAUGGAUUGCUAAAAAAGGCUUAUGAGCUUUCAAUUCUUUGUGAUGCAGAGGUUGCUCUCAUCAUUUUCUCUAACCGUGGCAAGCUCUAUGAGUUUUGCAGCGCUUCUAGCAUGGCUAAGUCACUUGAGAGGUACCACAGGUACACCUAUGGACUAUUGGAACCUGGUCAAACAGAAAUUGACUCACAGAGCAACUACCAGGAAUAUUUGAAGCUCAAAGCAAAAGUUGAGGUCCUUCAACGUUCUCAGAGCCAUUUUCUUGGGGAAGAUUUAGGAGACUUGGGCACUAAGGAACUGGAUCAGCUUGAGCAUCAGUUGGACUUCUCAUUGAAGCAUAUCAGGUCAAAAAAGAUGCAAUUUAUGUUUGACCAACUUUCUGAACUUCAAAGGAAGGAAGAAUUCCUACUGGAAACCAACAGAAACCUGAGAAUGAAGUUGGACGAAAGUACUUCAACACUACCAUCGUGGGAAACCGGGGAGCAAAGUAUUCCAUACAACCACCCACCUCCUCAGUCAGAUGAAUUUUUUGAGCCUUUAGAAUGCAGCAGUUCUCUGCACAUUGGGUAACAUAUCGUAAAUCUGUUUCUUCUUUAAUUUCAUGCUAAUAGCUGAGGUUGACAGUCGAUAGAUUCUUUCCUGCUAACAUAAUUUUUCCUUCAACUUUUCGUGCUACAGUUACAAUCCUACUGUAACAGAUCAGGCCACUGCUGCUACAUCCUCUACACCAAGUGGAUUCAUCAUCCCUGGUUGGAUGCUUUGAUUGUUUUAACUUAAGCUAAAGAAUCCAGAUCUUCUCAUAUAACUGAUAAGAAUAGAGUACAAUAAGCAAAUCCCAACCUAUGUUUUGUUCUAUCUGUUAUGAAGGAUGGUUGAAGUGUAGGGCGAAGCUCCCAUGUAAUAAUUAUGUGGAAAACCAUAUUUGCUACUAAGAAUGCUAAGUUACUCAUAAU
Molecule: messenger RNA, 1404 nt
Organism: Durio zibethinus
Lineage: Eukaryota; Viridiplantae; Streptophyta; Magnoliopsida; Malvales; Malvaceae
Source: RefSeq, a predicted model, not a curated record